Molecule: messenger RNA, 2629 nt
Organism: Pogoniulus pusillus (Red-fronted tinkerbird)
Lineage: Eukaryota; Metazoa; Chordata; Aves; Piciformes; Lybiidae
Gene: RAI2
Product: retinoic acid induced 2
Exons: 2
Coding region: 262-1965 (567 amino acids)
Biological process (GO): animal organ development
Cellular component (GO): nucleus
Source: RefSeq, a predicted model, not a curated record
GCCGCUCGCCCCGCCCGGCGCCGGGGGGAGCGGGACGCGGUACCGGGCAGGGCGGCGCGUCCCCGGUGGCGGCGGCGGGGUUGACAGAGGCGGGCGGCGGCUGCGGCCCCCAUGGAUGCCAGCUAGGGGCUGCCGCACCCCUUUCGCCGGAGGCCAAAUAAUGCCGGUGCCGAUGCUGCUGGCAGCCCGGAGCCGCCGCGGGUCCCGCUGACGGCGAUGUAAGAGGCAGCAGCGCUGGCGGAGCCCGAGAAGCCCUGCGAGAUGGAGGAGCUCUACAAGGACACCCCCAGCAUCCCCAUGGACGUCACCAGCUCGCCCUCGGCCAUGGCCAACAACAAGCUGGAGAACGGCGUGGCGCAGCUGAUAACGGCGGAGGCCUGGAACAUCAACUCGGCCGACCUGAUGAAGAAGGCUCUGUCGCCGCUGGUCACGGUCCCCGCGCCCUCCAUCCUGACGCCGCCGGCCGAGUCGCAGAGCGGGGUGGCCCUAAAGGUCGCCGCCACGGUGCUGCAGCCCAUCUGUCUGGGGGACAGCCCGGUCGUCCUGCCCAUCCACCUGCAGGUGGCCGGCAGCGCCGCCCCGCAGAUGCCAGCCGCCGCCGCCGCCUCCACCCCCUACGUGAUGACCACGCAGGGCCCGGUGCCGCUGCCGGUGCUCCUGGAGCAGCACGUCUUCCAGCACCUCAACUCGCCGCUGGUGCUGCCGCCGGGCGCCGCCUGCCCCGCCAGCCCCCUGCACGCCGGCCUCUUCCCCGGCGCCACCGCUCCCGUCGGGCAGCCCCAGCUCCUGGACCCCAAGCCCUCCGGCCAGGCGCAGGAGCCGGUCCUGCCCCCCGUCUUUCAGACCCCGGGCUUCGCCGCCGUCCUGCAGGACCUGUUCCCCUCGCAGGGCACCCUGGGCUCUGCCCCUUGCCAGCCUCCCCCCGACUACGCCGGCCUGCCGCCCCAGGCCUUCAGCUCGCCCCUCUCGCCGCUGGUGCCCCCCGCCACGCUGCUGGUGCCCUACCCUGUCAUCGUGCCCCUGCCCGUCCCCGUACCCAUCCCCAUCCCCGUACCCAUCCCCGUGCCUCACGGCGCGGACACCAAGGUGGCCCCCGACCCGCCCAAGCAGCAGCAGCAGCCGCCGUCGCAGCCGCCGCCGCCGCCGCUCUUCACCCCGCACUCCUGCAAGGGCACCCAGACGCCGCUGGAGAAGGAGGAGACGAAGCCCUUCGACCUGCCGGUGCCGCGGGAGCUGCCGCAGCUGAGCCGCCACACCGUCAUCAAGAUGGGCGGCGAGAACGAAGCGCUCGACCUCUCCAUGAAAGCGCCGCCCGCGCCCCGCAACGCCGAGCCGGCCCCGGCCCCGCCGCCGCUGCCCCUCGACGACGGCGGCGCUCUGGACCUGUCCCUCACCUCCUGCCGCAAGCCGGGAGGACCCCACGGGGAGGCGGCCGGCGCCGGCCCCGCCGCUUCUGCUACCGAGGUCGCUGCCCACCCAGCGCCGGACAAGCUCUCGCUGCCGGCCGCCCCCUUUGCCCCUUGCAAGUCGCAGGAGGCGCUGGGCAAGGCGGAGGGCAGGGUGCCGGGCGAGCUGCUGCGGCAGCCGCAGAAGUGGCUGGUGGAGCAGGCGGGCAGGGCCGGCUGCGAGCCCAAGGCCGGGAACAACAUCGAGAUCGUCAGCACCUCGCAGACAGCCAAAGUCAUCGUCUCGGUGAAGGACGCCGUGCCCACCAUCUUCUGCGGCAAGAUCAAGGGCCUGUCGGGGGUGUCCACCAAAAACUUUUCCUUCAAAAGGGACCUGCCCCAGGACUCGGUGCUGCAGUGCUACGACGUGAAGAGCCCUCCCGAGCCCCGCGACAGCGCCGAAGCCCUCAGGAAACCGGUUAAAAACCGCAGCGUGAAGCUAAAGAAAAUGAACUCCCCGGAGAUCCACAUCCUGCCCAUCAAGAAGCAGCGGCUCGCUGCCUUCUUCCCCAGGAAGUGAAUAAAUUAUGGCUUUGCAGAGGGUUAAGGUUAUGAUCAGAAGGAAGAAACGAAACAAACAAACAAAAAAAAAAAAGGACCCCAAAAAAUUAAUAAAAAAAAAAAAAAAGAAAAGGAAAAAAAAAUGCACUUGGGUUUGAAACUCAAAACUUUUAUCUUUGUAAGUUAUUUGGGGGAGGGGAGGGAGAGGGGGGGGAAAAAAGGGGGAGAGGCUGGGAAGUGGAGUCCUAAGUUGGUUGUUUGGGUUGGGUUUGGUUUUUUUUUUUUUUUUUUUUGUUUCAUUUUUUUUUCUUCUUCUUCCCUGUUUGUUUCGUUUCCUUAUCACAAUUUGACCUUUUGUUGUCGUUUGGGUUUGGGGUUCUUUUUGUUUUCUUUUGUUGCGUUUUUGGUUUUCUUUUGGUGGUGUUUUUUUUUUUUCCCCUCUCCCUCCCCCGUGGGAAACUGAAUUAAAAAAAGAAAGAAAAAAAAAAAAAAAGCAAACCUAUUUUUCAAGCAGAUUGCACAUUUUUUGCAGCUUUAAUGGGGGGGGGGGGGGAGGGGGAGCAAGGGGACGAGUCAGAAGAAGGGGUUCAGAGCUAUUUUCACUGCCAUGAAGUGCUUUGAUGAUGUAAUUCUUCGUAAUGGUCAGAAUGGAAGUUUCAGAAAUAAAUGUUUGUAUGUGCUCA